AUGAAAGAGCUCGAUGCCACUCUCAAGGUCAAGUGUCCUCGUUCGCCAGCAGCAAGAGCAGCAGACUUCGAUCGUCUUGGAACACAGAUCUGGAAUGCUUCCAUCCGCCUCAAAGAUCAGUCCUCGCCAACGCUGGAGACCUGGCCCCAACUCGAACCUCAGCUACGUGUGCUCGCAUACUUCCUUCUGGAUACAGCACAAAGAUCCUACGUCAAGCAUGGCAGUAAGAAGUCGUCCCAGAACCUGGUCCGCAUUCUCAAGACGGCUUUGAAAGCAGCCCGGAUAUGUAUUGCUUCAGAUGCCUUGGACCUUUGCACCAUGCUCUUCGAGAAGAUGGCCGAUCAUGUCGAGCACAAACAAGAUCCACCUCCAGAGUUCAAGAAAGAUAAACAGGAGAGCGAGGCUCAGGAAUUGAUCAAAGAGUUGACGGCUGACUAUUAUCUCUUGCGAGCAACCACAUCGUGGAAACAGAAUAAGCCCGAUACUGUGAGCUACUGGCUUGCGAGGGUCCUUUUGGUACCCAGCAGAUCAGACAUGCUGCACCUGGCCGAAAAGAAGGCAGACUUGACGUACGAAGUUGGCAAAUCAGCUCUCCAGAAGAAGCAGUUCGCUACCGCUGUCAGGUGGCUAGAGCAAAGCUAUCAAAUCUUCGAAGACGUUGAUCCGGAAAUGUUGUCAUCGGACUUCUGCGACCUUCGUCUAGUGGUAAUGCUUGAUUAUGCUCGUGCGUUAGUCGGUGCCGGUGAUGCUAUAUCGUUAGACAAAGCGUCUAGCCUCCUUGUGACACUCGACCAGGAGCAUGGUUUCAAGGCCGAGGUCCACCUUCUGAGGCUUGAUGCCAUCUAUGCUCAAAAGCCAUUCGAAGCUGAUCAGUUUUGCGGAGUCUUGAAUCAGAUUGUUCGAGGAGCUAUCCUUUCGGACGGUACUUUCAGAUCGAUCAUGUGUCAAAUCCAGAAAUUGAACCUCUACAAUCCGGAAAGAGCCGGUGCAAAGAUUCAGGCUGCCAUGACUGAUUCGACUCCUGGUCCCCAUUCGCAUUUAGCAUGCCAGACCUCGGAUUUACUACUGUCGAGACUGCUUGCACAGUCUCCCAUCGUGCAGACAUGGAUCGAAAAGAUUGUGGUAACCAGAGUUUGGAUCAGUUCGCUCUCUUUGGAUGUGCAAGAUCACCCUUCCAGACUCGGAAAUCUGUUCGACGACAUUGCUCAUGCAAAUGGAAUAAAAUUGAGUGCAGAGGCGACACACGCUUCUCAGUCUCUUAUAUGGAAAGCUGCCACUGCUCUGCAGCAAUUACAGAAUGAGGAUGAAGCUGCUAAAUGGUGUGAUUUGGCAAGCCACGAUAUAUUUGCCAGCUCUGGAGAUCUGAACAAAGCCAAGUUGUCACGCAAAUUGAUGACAGUGGCUCUUUCAAAGGGUGAUUUAACGGCUGCGCGAGCAGCUUACCAUCAGAUGUCAGAGAGUGGAAAAUCAGCUGCAAUGACACAAUACCUGAUGUACAAGAUUGCCAUACAGGAGAACGAUGUUGAGCUUGCUACACAAUCUCUUGGGGGCGUCCUGAAGUCGUCCUCAAAAGGCACUGAGAAGUAUCUUUAUGGCUGCGCACUCGAAGCGCAACAGGCAGGUAACCGACAACAAUUCAUCGCAACAAUGCACAAGGUCCUGGAAUUCCACGAAAAACAUCCAUUAGAUGAUGUACGACUGCCAGUUCUUCUACGUUGUAUUGCUGGUUCGAUCGAGGCAGAGGUAAACAACCACGAUAUGCCUCUUGACGCAGGUCUGACCGAGUUAUGCAAGGUCUUCGAAGCCGCGAUGAGACACGGAAGUAGUUCCAAAGAUGUGGGUAAUGAUGAACCCCGGCUUGCUGAACUUCGAUGGUUCGCUUGUCACUGUUACAACACAGCUUUGAGGUAUUGCUCGGAUAUGCAGCCAGAACUACUGACGAGGUUCAUGAUGGCAAGUGUUGCUCUAAUCGAUCACCUCCGUACAGAAGGUGACAAAGACAAUGGUCUGCUCAGUCGGCUUCUGCUGUGUCGCUUCCUGGCCACAUCUGCUUUGGUUGUCCUCGCAAGAUCAGAAGACAACAUCGAGCGAGCCCUACAGCUCUAUCUUGAUGCGAGACGCCAGAUUGCAGCAUUUCACCACAAAUACCAAGAAGCCCUACAAAAUGGAUCGUUGCAACCAGACGCAACUUCAGACAUCGAGGUCAAAGAGUUUGAGAUGGUUCAGUUCGACCUCGAAGCAUUGAUGCGCCUCGAAAAUUGGCACGACCUUGACAAAGUGUUAUCGAUGUGUCUCGAAGCCCGCCACUCGAAUCGGCUCGAAAGCGCAGCGGAUCUGAUCCUCCACAUACACACCCACAUAAUCUCUUCUUCGGUCCACCCUAACACAUCGAAUCUCCUUGCCAGGAUCCCCUCUGUGAUGGAGAAGAUAAUCAACACAUGCUGGCGCAACAACAAAGACAUCACGCGUGUAGCCCGCUGGAUACGCUGCCUCUUUCAGAUGACACUUACUACCGACUCGGCCGUUUCCCUUCGCUGUCUUGAUCAAGCUUCUGCCAUUGCAUCCAAAGCAGCUACCCAACACAUAUCUGAGGCGUACCCAUCAGAAGAGCUUGAGUGGCUAGCCAGUACGGCUUUCAACCAUGCAGUCGAUCUUUGGUUCGCGGGUGCUGAAGAAGAAGCAUAUAUGCAGGAAGAAGGCAACGAGCAAGCGAGAGUGUGGGCUGAGAAAGCAUUGAUGCUGGCCGGAAGUGUUGGUGGAGUUGGAGAUGGUAUGCAGGGAUUACACAAGGUCCUGCAGGAUAAGUGGAUGAAGCUGAAGGGAAUCGGUCAAGAUGGGGAUCGAUAA
Aureobasidium namibiae CBS 147.97 is the source of this 2847-nucleotide messenger RNA. Its product is annotated as SPO22-domain-containing protein. The transcript is spliced from 13 exons. NCBI's taxonomy places the organism in Eukaryota, Fungi, Ascomycota, Dothideomycetes, Dothideales, Saccotheciaceae. Bases 1 to 2847 code for a protein of 948 amino acids. Gene Ontology annotation, biological process: meiotic cell cycle; regulation of synaptonemal complex assembly. The record is from RefSeq and is a predicted model, not a curated record.